Stegodyphus dumicola is the source of this 1590-nucleotide messenger RNA. It is a transcript of the gene Rcd-1, whose product is annotated as Required for cell differentiation 1. Gene Ontology annotation, cellular component: CCR4-NOT complex. The record is from RefSeq and is a predicted model, not a curated record. Lineage: Eukaryota; Metazoa; Arthropoda; Arachnida; Araneae; Eresidae. Gene Ontology annotation, biological process: mRNA catabolic process.
ACGGUUCUCGUUUUCCUUUACGUUUGGUGUUGUGAGUUUGGCCCGUGAAAAUAAGGUGAGGAAGAUUGAAAUGCGUGGCUCUUAAAUGUUAUCUGAAGUGAUUUAUCGUCUGUUAAGUUAAACAUGAAUCCUUUAGUUGGACAACAAGUGAAUGUUCUAUUAAUGUGUACAUUUAUUUCGAAAUAGCGACUUAUGAAUGUCCCACAACAUACUUCUCUAUCCCAAGCAGACCAGGAAAAGGUUUAUCAAUGGAUUAGUGAACUAGCUCGUCCGGAUACUAGAGAAAAUGCUCUUUUGGAACUAAGUAAGAAAAGAGAAGCUGUUCCAGAAUUAGCACCAAUGCUAUGGCAUUCCUUUGGAACAAUAACUGCUUUACUUCAAGAAAUAAUAAAUAUUUAUCCUGCUAUAAAUCCACCUACUCUGACUGCCCAUCAAUCCAAUCGAGUUUGCAAUGCACUUGCUCUACUGCAGUGUGUAGCAUCCCAUCCUGAAACUCGCACAGCUUUUCUGCAAGCAAACACACCUCUUUAUUUAUACCCAUUUUUGCAUACUGUAAGUAAAACAAGGCCAUUCGAAUAUCUUCGUCUCACAAGUCUAGGAGUAAUUGGUGCUUUGGUAAAAACAGAUGAACAAGAAGUCAUUAAUUUUCUAUUGUCCACGGAAAUAAUUCCAUUAUGUCUACGCAUUAUGGAAUCUGGUAGUGAAUUGUCAAAAACAGUUGCAACAUUUAUCUUGCAGAAGAUUCUACUCGAUGAAACUGGUUUAAAUUAUAUAUGUCAGACAUACGAAAGAUUUUCACAUGUAGCUAUGAUUCUUGGAAAAAUGGUGCUUUCAUUAGCUAAAGAGCAAUCAGCUCGUUUGUUAAAACAUGUCAUUCGCUGCUAUUUGCGUCUUUCAGACAAUCCCAGAGCUAGAGAAGCUUUAAGACAGUGCUUACCUGACCAGUUGAAAGAUAACACAUUUGCAAAUUGUUUGAAGGAAGAUAAAUCGACGAAACAUUGGCUGAGCCAACUGCUAAAGAAUCUUGAAACAACUCCUGUGUCUGAGGAGCGACUUGGUUAUGCAAUGCAAUGAAUACUAACUAUUUAAGGCAGUGUUUACAGGACCAAUUGAAAGUUAAGAGGUUUGCAGAUUGUUUGAGAGAAGGUAAAUCUGCAAAACACUUCUUUUGAGUAGUCGGGUGUUAAAGAAUAUUGAAGCAUCUCUUUUUCUGAGGUGUAUAUUGAAUGAAGCAAGAAAUACUUUUUAAUGUAGGUAUGCAGAAUGACUAAUGUACUAUGAAAUAUUUUCAUUCAUAAAGGAGUUUAUUUUUCUAUGAUCAUUCAUAUGAUAGUGUACAUUAAAAAGUAUUGCAAAUGAUUUAAAUUAUUUACGAACUUAAGAUCAAUUGUUAUUUUGAAGUUCCUUAUGAAAUAAAUGCCUUAUGCAUAAAUAUUAUUUCUGACAAAGCUGUAGACAUAUAUAAAUAAAUGAUUUUUUUAUGUUCACUCUUUUUUUGACAGCUCAUGUAAAUUUGAGUAUUUUAAAAGAUGUAAAAAACUUUAUCAUCAUGAAUGUGUGUUCUGUAAAAUAAAGUCUGUUUGAAAUAUA